GUCAUAAAUCUCCACUGUGUCCAAUGGGCUCUGAGGUGGUAGUGAUUACUGUGAUAUCACAACAAAAAAAUGGGACUUUGCCUUAGGACACAGCCAGCCCCCAACAAUGUCAAUCGCUCCUACCCUUGAAGGUUAUUUUAGCUGGAAGCACACCUUGCUUAAUGCUCUGAGGAACUUAUGGCCACUGUGACACGCGAUCCAGUUUGAUUUCUACGCUUCAAAGGAGACUGAAAGAUCCUUAUCAUCAACAUGAGUGCUGAAAGGGAUGAACAGAUCAUUGACACCUACUACACCUCAGUUCAUACAUCCUGCAGGAAAAAUGGAAAGGAGAGAAAGCAGAUCCGCUACAUGCAAAAAGACGGCCGGUUUCUGGUGUCAUUCCAAAAACCCCACGGAGACUGGGGCCCAUAUUUGCUGGACAUCUUCACCACCCUCAUAGAGAUUCGAUGGAGCAUGAUGAUCCUCCUCUUCUCACUUUCUUACAUUGUCACCUGGAUGUUUUUCGGUCUCUGUUAUUGGCUUAUUGCCUACAUACACGGAGACACUGAGAGUGUAGAUAACAGUCCUUGUGUGGAUAACGUGCGUGGUUUUACUGGAGCAUUCCUGUUCUCGAUGGAGACCCAGGCAACUAUUGGCUAUGGCAAUAGGGGGAUGACGGAAAACUGCAUUGGGGCCAUUAUUGUGGUAACUAUCCAUGAUGUAUUUAGCUGCUUUCUUGAUACAAUUAUUAUCGGCAUUGUCGUGGCAAAAAUGGCUUCUGCCCGAAAGAGGGCUCAGACAGUGGGAUUUAGCAGUUGUGCAGUUGUCAACCUACGAAAUGGGGUUCUGUGUCUCUCAUGGCGUCUUGGAGACUUCAGAGGUAAUCACAUUCUUGAAGGGGUAAUCACGGCCUAUCUUGUUCGCCAUGUAAAGCAAAAAGUUGGUUCUGUUAGGAUGUUGUACCAGGACAUAGAGCUUGAAAACCACCAUGUUGUCCUUGCUACUCCUACGACAAUUAUUCACAAGCUAAAACCAGGGAGCCCCCUCUACAAAAUGGGUCCCGAUGAUUUGCAAGAGGAGAACUUUGAACUGGUGGUCUCCUUCACCUAUACAGGAGACUCUACAGGUAUGCUCCACCAGACACGCACGUCAUAUACUCCAAGAGAUAUUCGCUGGGGGCAACGUUUUAAGGAUAUUCUGAAAGUGGGAAAGAAGCGCUACAAGGUGGACUAUGCCCUCUUCAAUGAGACCACCUGGGUUUCUGUGCCCAUGAUCUGUGCAGAGGCUUACGAAAGAGAGACAAGACAUCUUAAUGGGGAUGAUACGCUUCUACCAUCAGUCACAGAAAGUGGGCAAAUCUACUGGACCAACAAUAACACCCCUGAGGAGGUGGUUGUACAAACUUCUCUGUAAAGAAAGAUAUAUAUAUGCAUUGUUCUACUGUAGUUAGUAUAAAAAGGUCAGACCUUUUCAAUGUGUUUGUAUAUAGAUUGAAAUCCAAAGUUUUAAUUUAUUGUUUGCUUUGUAAGAAGUAAGUUGAGAGUAAGAUAAAUGACCACCUUGUUAGUACAAAUAAAGCUUUUAUCUUUUGUCCCUUAA
Messenger RNA from Cyprinodon tularosa, 1578 nucleotides. RefSeq names its product inward rectifier potassium channel 16-like. The transcript has 2 exons. Lineage: Eukaryota; Metazoa; Chordata; Actinopteri; Cyprinodontiformes; Cyprinodontidae. Gene Ontology annotation, biological process: regulation of monoatomic ion transmembrane transport; potassium ion import across plasma membrane. Gene Ontology annotation, molecular function: inward rectifier potassium channel activity. The record is from RefSeq and is a predicted model, not a curated record. Bases 250 to 1392 code for a protein of 380 amino acids. Gene Ontology annotation, cellular component: plasma membrane.